Messenger RNA from Ceutorhynchus assimilis (cabbage seed weevil), 3381 nucleotides. The record is from the annotation of a GenBank genome assembly. Lineage: Eukaryota; Metazoa; Arthropoda; Insecta; Coleoptera; Curculionidae.
AUGGAAUCUCCUGAGACUCUUGAUCUCGCUCUUGAAGCUCUUGAGGAACCAGAUCAAGUAUCUGAAACUGAAGUUGAGCUUAAUUCAGGUGCCUUAGAAUACCCCGAGAGUGAUCCCAAAAUUUUGUUCGACGAAGCUGACGCAGGAACAUGGCCAAUAAAUAUUAGCGACGAAAUACGACAAAUUAUGGUUACCAAAGGCCCUAUUCAACGAGACUGGUUGGUAUAUAGCGUCUUCAAAAAUGCAGCAUAUUGUUUUUGCUGCAGACUCUUUUCAAAGCUACCUAAAUCUUCCUUGGCCAAUUCUUCAGGGUACAAAGAUUGGAAAAAUCUAUCUCUAAGAUUGUCUGAACAUGAGAAAGCAAUAUUGGGCGACCGCAUACAACAUGAAAUUAUCUCUCGUAUAAAAAAGGCUCGUUAUUUCUCUAUAAUUUUAGAUUGCACACCAGACGUGUCUCAUAUAGAACAAAUGUCUAUUAUUAUAAGGUAUGUUACCACUGAAGCCCUUACAGAAAUAAAUACAGAAGAAAAAUUUUUAAAAUUUCUACCGGUUGAAGAUACAACAGGACAAGGUUUAUUUAAUGUAAUUACACUAAUUACCAAAGAACUUGAAAAAUUGGAUUUAGAUAUAAAUAACCUUAGGGGCCAAGGAUACGACAACGGUUCAAAUAUGAAGGGCAAAAAUUUAGGUCUCCAAAAAAAGAUGUUGGAGAUUUGUCCUCGAGCAUUUUACGUUCCAUGCAAUUGCCACUCCCUUAAUUUGGUCCUGAAUGAUGCUGCACUUUGUUCAUCAGACGUAAUAUCAUUUUUUGGCGUUAUACAAGAGGUUUACAAUUUUUUUUCGGGAUCUACUCAUAGAUGGAGUAUUCUUAAAGACAACAUUUCUAACUUAACUGUUAAACCUUUAUGUACAACCCGAUGGGAAAGCAGGAUUGAUGCUGUGAUUCCUUUUCGAUACCACAUUGGGGAGAUAUAUGAUGCUCUUUGCCAGGCAAGUGUGGACAGCAAACUGGAUGGCUUUGCUAAAAACCAGGCAAAAAGCUUGGCAACUAAAUUGAAGGAUUUUAAAUUUAUAUCCAGUGUAAUAGUUUGGUAUGAAGUUUUGCAUAGGAUAAAUUUGGUAAGCAAGCUUUUACAAUCGAAAACUUCUGACAUACCGUUAACAGUGGACAUGAUCCAGAGUAUUAAAAAACAGUUGGAGGAUUUUCGGAGUGAAGAAGGAUUUCAGUCUAUAAUAACUGACGCCAAAGAACUUGCAGAGCAACUGGAAAUCGAUCCCACAUUUACGAAGGAGACUGUUGUGCGACCCAGAAAAAAAAAGCGCACAUUUCAGUACGAGUGUGAAGACGAGCCCCUAGUGGAUUCCGAGAAAUCAUUCAAAAUAAAUUUCUUUUUUUUUAUCUUAGAUACUGCAAUUAACUCACUCUCUGAGCGAUUUAUACAGUUAAAAGAGCACAGCGAUGUCUUCAAUUUUCUUUACGAUAUUUCAAAACCUUUUCAACAAAAAAGUUUACUGGAAAAUUAGUGUAGAGAAGUACUCUAUAUUGCUAUGUGCAGAGCUGUUGUCGUAGACUAUCAAAAGACUUCAAAAUGCUAUCAAGAACUUCCCGUGAUCUAUCUGAACAGAUCACUAGACAGAACUGCUAUUACACACAUCCUAGUUGAACACGGAACCAAAGUAGAAUGUCAUUGUCAACCACUACUUCUAGUGAAUUUCAAGUUGGAAAAUAACUGGUUAGAAGUUACAUCUGACCUAAAGCGGACCACCGAAGCUUUAGAAUUAGAUGCCAAUGAUGGAGAAGACAAACUAUCAAUGCCAAGGAUUUCCAUUUCUCCUAUCAGUUCCAAUGGAAUUUCUUCCAAGGAAGAUAUGGAAAGUUUCCAGCAAACUCUCUUAUAUCCAAAUACCAGAAAAGCAGUAACUAAUCAAGUAGCCCGAAGGAUCAUAGCCCUCGAUAGCUCAGACCCCUAUUACAUGCCAAAUUUGUUUAGUACAACCGAAUUUACAAAUAUAGCACAAUCCGCUGUCGGGGAAGUGUGGAGGUUUUUAUCUAGAAUGGGAAAUUUAUUUUCCAUCUGUGGGUUCCUGUACACCAUAGUUUGCGCAUUAGCCAACCAAAGAAGAGAUUGUGAAGAAGAAGACCAGAAGAUUGAAUUGAUCCAGUGUCAGUUAAUGCUACUGCCCCCCAGGAACAAUCAAACAGUUCGUUGUAUCCAGGACUGCCUAAAAUCAUAUGCAAAAACUCGCCGUAAAGCUAAAUUAGCUGAAGAUACAAGCGUUUGGGAACAACCACCGAAAAUGAAGAAGACUCCCAAAAAAAAGGAGGACAAUAAAAAAAAAGCAAAGCAGCUCAAACAACCCUCUGCGGUAAAAUUAAAUCCAUGUGCAAAUUUGCAAAAAGAUGAAUUUUCCUCCGACGACAGCGACGCACCUUUGGCAAGUGAUAAAAAAAGAAGGGUCUCACUAGUUUCAGCUAAUGUUAUUGGGGAGGAGGAAAUUGAGACCGUUUCAUAUCAAUCCAAAAAGAAGACUGCUACAUCAUCUCAGCCUGUAACUCCAUUAGUAACUUGCUCAGUGACUCUUUCGGUGACUCCCUCGGUGACUCCCUCGGCGACUCCCUUGGCAACUCCCACGAUAACUACAUCUUCGCAUCGCCUGACCAUUUCGCCUCAAUCCACAAAGAAGACGGCUACAUCAUCUCAGCCUGUAACUCCGUCAGUAAUUCCCUCGGUGAUUCCUUCGCUGACACCCCUGGCAACUCCUACAGUAACUCCAAUUUCGGGUCGCCUGAUUGACAGUUUAUCGACGAUGUCUUCUUCACCGAAAAAUUUUGGAAAAUCGACUGAUAUUGGUAACACUAUUCCCGAAUACUGUGUAGCCUCCCUAGUGAAAAAUACUUUGGGCUACGUUGCGAAAGUAGCAGUUGUUUACCUAAUGAAAUGCGUAGCCGUACCAGUAGAGUUACGAAGAGAAACCCAUAAUUGCUAUGUAGAGCUAGCAGUUACUGCUUAUAACGAAAGUUAUUUUAUGUCACCAGUAACGAGAAUAAUGCAAAAACACGCCGAACAAACAGAGUGUAGUACCUUAAUACCACCAUUAUACUAUAUAAAUAUUCAAUGGAUUGAAUUCGCUCCAACUCCGCCAACAGGAAUACUUCCUCAAGAGUUUGAGCCAGAAGCGGAGGAAAAUUUUUCUUUCAGGUCAAUCAAAGAUUUGGUUUCAGGAGGUAUCUAUACCUACAAUGAAAUCAAAAAGGCACCAGAAGCCAUGACCUUUGGAUUGGGAAGGAACGCUUUAAACAAUAUGAUCAUAAGAAGGGUAGCCGGACAAGCAGUCCAGGAUCAACGGUAUUCUACCUUGAAUUUAUUUAGCAAGGAAUAA